AUGCUUGAUGUGCUCCAUGUACAGAUCAAAGUACAUGGCAGUGUGCACGGCGUCGUCGAGGCGGUGAUACGCCCGCCAGCUCUCGCGCAGGUAGAGAAGCUUCGCACAGUAGAUUUCAUGCCGCGCGGCAGCGUACCGCACGACGUACGUGCCACCAGUCGGAGCAAGGUCUUGCACCAUCUGCUCGCACAGCGCCGCCUGCGGGAGCGCGAACUGCGCCGUCUCGAUCAGCGAGGCGUCCAUGUGGCAGGCCUGCUGUGCCUGCGCGAGCAGUCCCAUCGAGCGCAGAUACUUCACUCCACUCCCGAGCUCGUGCUUGCCCACCGACCACUCGUUCUUGGCGUGAGCAAAGUGCGCCUGUGCCAUCUUAAGCGCCGCGGCAUACUUCCCGGCGGCAAUAUGAGCGUGCACGAGGGACUCGAGGGCGCUCUGCCUGCACAUGAGCCACCGCAUCGCGAGCGCCACGUCGCGCUCCUCGUUAGCACAGCGCUCCGCUUCGACAAACCGUGGCGUGCGGCCGCGCAGACAUUGCUGUACGCGCACGUGCAAGACCUCCACCCACGCCACGUGCAACAUGAACGACACCAAUUCUUCCUCGAGUGA
Messenger RNA from Trypanosoma grayi, 603 nucleotides. RefSeq lists its product as hypothetical. The record is from RefSeq and is a predicted model, not a curated record. The transcript has a single exon. The coding region runs from base 1 to 603 and encodes 200 amino acids. NCBI's taxonomy places the organism in Eukaryota, Euglenozoa, Kinetoplastea, Trypanosomatida, Trypanosomatidae.